UACUCCACGUCUAAACAAAAUGGACGACAAAGAGGAAGACGAUGUCCUUUUCGGAGACAUCGAGCCGCAACAGCUAGCAAACAUCUUAGUGAAAGCUUUAAGAGGCAAAAACAAGGUUCGCAGUGAGGAUAGUUUAGAAAAUGAGGAGGUAGAAGACAGAAGACAUCAAGAAUCAGAUGAAAAAAGUCAGGAAAAAGAGAGGAGCAAGGACCCACCUAUGGAGGACGUAACUAGUCACACUAUUUUUAAGACUUUGGAGGAGCAAACAAAAACGCCUUCCGAGUCUGCCGAAGUGGAAGAACCAAAAUCCGAAACUGUACGCCAAGAUGAGGAAGAGCAGUUGACUGCCGAGGAGCUCCGCAGUCUGGAGACCAUGAUGAAGGAGUUCCCUCGCGUGGGGACCUUUGAGAAGAGAGAUGAUUCCAACAGUUUUAACGAGGUUCUACCGGUGAACAAGAACCAAGAACAGAAGCUGAAGUGGCGGGAGGAAACGCAGAAGGCUCUGAACUUUCCAUCCUUUAGCUUCAUGGACGAGCUGGAGAAGAUGAACUCCUUGGUGGAUGAUGUCGACACAACCGGCCCCCAGCAAGAAGCUCCUGAGGAGACGCAACCAAACGAGGAGGAGAGUCAAGAGGAGACUGAUGAAGAGAAUUUGAGUCCCGAAGAGGAGGAAGCCCGAGCUAAAGCCGAGCAGGACGAGAUGAGGCGGCAGGCGGCGGAGGCACAGAGGGCUCGUCUGGAGGAGGAGAAACUGGCCGACAUCGCUUCAGACAUGCUCCUGCGCUACAUGGGCAAAGAACGCAAUGGCCCCAAGCAGAGGUACAGGCAGCCGCUGUCUGACACCCCCGAGGACAAGCGCUCAGACGAACAAGCCCAAGACCUGGACCCUCAGACCAUCGACAAGCUCAUCGAGAUCUCCAGCAAGCUCCACCUGCCCGCCGACGACGUGGUGGACAUCAUCAGUGAUGUCGAGGAGAAGAAGAAGAGGAAAGACGUGCUACCUCCUGAGAUGUCCUCGAGGUAUCCCUCCAACGUAGAAACAAAUCAACCUUUCCCCAGUCACCUCCGAAGCUGGUAUCAUCCCAAAACGGCACCUUCUCAAGAUCUUUGGAGCAAGCCCAGAAAGCUUCAACCCGGACUUUGGUCGCAGAGUGCUCCAGAAGGCUGGCGUAAACCUCUAGCCUACCCUGUCCCCUACUAUCCCCGGUAUCCACCAGCGUACUACCCAAUCCCUGUUGUGUCGCCACCUAGGCCUCAACCCUGGUACUACAACCCUUAUGCUUUCAAUCGCUUCUUGACGAAUCCAGUUAGCUCCUACGCUUACAAUACACGGACUAACCCCAGUCCCGGAUGGCGUUUGCUCAGAAAACCUGUACCAUAUUACACCAACAGCGCUCCCUUGGUGAACCCGUGGAGAUUUAAGCUCAAAGCACCCCCAAGUCGGGCGGUGGCGCGGCAAAAGCAAUGGUUAGCUCCUGCUCCGGCACUGAUAAAAGAUGCCAGUUCCAAAAAGACAAUGAGCGACAAUAGCAACAGAAGAGAGGGUCUGGAGAGAUACCUAGCAGUUUGUCCGGAAAAAGGCACAUUUGUUAGACUAAGGACAGACUCAGACCUCAACUGUGCACGAUCACCUCUGGUUUUUCCAUAGACUUUUUGAAUAAUGUGUAUAUUGAGAAUGCUAAUCAGCUAUGGAAUAACAAAUGACCAUAAACAUAAUUUUGAUAAAAAGGUCACAUAUUAUGCAAAUUAACUUGAACUUUUGUCAUAAUGUUUCUUCCUUACCAAAAUAUACUUUAAACAUGCACAAUAUAACUGAUGGUGAGGGUGGAAUCUAACAUCUACAGAACGUUGAGAUGUUAUUGUUUUGCCUGAGAUGUUCCGCAGUAUGGCAUUUAACUUCUCUAACUUCUAUUUAUUCUAUAGAC
Boleophthalmus pectinirostris (great blue-spotted mudskipper) is the source of this 1925-nucleotide messenger RNA. It is a transcript of the gene vgf, whose product is annotated as VGF nerve growth factor inducible. The transcript is spliced from 3 exons. Gene Ontology annotation, molecular function: neuropeptide hormone activity. Bases 20 to 1648 code for a protein of 542 amino acids. Lineage: Eukaryota; Metazoa; Chordata; Actinopteri; Gobiiformes; Gobiidae. The record is from RefSeq and is a predicted model, not a curated record.